ACACAUUUUUUGUACGCAUGCAUGCACAUCAAAUUAUCAAUCGAGACCAGGGCUUUGUAAUACUACAUAUCAGACACUUUUGUAUCGGAAUUACAGGGCUAUAGGUUCACUAGAAUUGUGGAAUUCUUUCAAGUACAAGAAGCAGGAGGCUCGAGCAUGAGUUUCCAGGAUGAGAAGUUGAAGAAUAUCUUCUGGCUAAGGCCUGCAUAUCAAAGACACUCAUGGGGAAUAAAAUUGCACCCGUUGAAAAAUGGCUCUACUCUUACUCUGACCACCACUGCACUUCUUCUCCUCCUUUCUGUCUUAGUCGUUUCACUCUUAGGUUUGGCGGGUUGGAUUCAUCAUUUUGAUGACUUUUCAAGCAUUUCCUACGAAAAUGCACUCAAAUUGUUCGAGAAAACCACGAGAUUCCAUCCUCCUCCUCUUGAGCACCCUCUUGACUGCAUUGCAUGGGAUCAGAAGAACAAGACGUGCUCAAGUAAAUAUCCCACCACUUACCAACCAAUGAAUGAUCACUACCCUUCCUCAAAUCCGACAUGCCCAGAUUAUUUUCGGUGGAUUCAUGAAGAUCUAAAGCCCUGGAAGGGGACAGGAAUCACUUGGGAUAUGGUGGAGAGAGCAAGAGAGCCUGCACACUUUAGACUGGUGAUCCUAGACGGGAAGGUCUAUGUAGAGAAGAUUAAGGAAUCAAUGCCAACCAGAGAAUCAUUCACUAUGUGGGGAAUUUUGCAGCUUCUGAGGCUGUACCCCGGAAGACUGCCUGAUCUUGAAUUGAUGUUUGACUGUGACGAUCGGCCGGUCAUCCCAUCCAAGGACUAUCGUGGACCCAAUGCUGGUCCUCCGGCUUUGUUCCGGUAUUGCUCCGAUUCACAGAAUCUGGAUAUUGUCUUCCCAGAUUGGACGUUUUGGGGCUGGCCUGAGACGAAUAUAAGGCCAUGGAGAAAUAUCCUAAAGGACAUUGAAGAAGGGAACAAGAAAAUCAGAUGGAAGGAUAGAGAACCCUAUGCUUAUUGGAGAGGAAACCCGCAUGUGGCUCCUUGGCGGGGCGAGCUUAUGACAUGCAACGUUACGGGCAAGGAUGAUUGGAAUACUGGCUUAUUUUUACAGAACUGGGAGGAAGAGGCAAGAACAGGAUUCAACCAUUCAAAUGUUGCAGAACAAUGCACCUAUAGAUACAAAAUCUACAUCGAAGGAUAUGGAUGGUCAGUGAGCGAAAAGUACAUUUUUGCAUGCGACUCUGCAGUCUUGCUGAUGACUCCUCGUUUCCAUGACUUCUUCAUAAGGGGCAUGCUGCCACAGCGACAUUAUUGGCCCGUAAAGGACAAUGACAAAUGUAGAUCUCUCAAGUUUGCGGUUGAGUUCGGAAACAAUCAUACAGAAAAGGUAGAGGCCAUGGGAGCAGCAGGGAGCCGCUUUAUCCAUGAGGGUAUGAAGAUGGAAUAUGUUUAUGACUACAUAUUCCACUUACUAAAUGAAUAUGGCAAGCUUUUGAGGUUUAAACCUACCAUUCCUCCAAAUGCGAUUGAACUUUGUCCAGAAUCCAUGGCAUGUCCUGCAGAUCAAAAUUGGAGAAGGUUCAUGGAAGAAUCUUUUGUAACAUCUCCUAGCCAUACGAUUCCAUGCACAUUGCCUCCACCUUACGACCUUGAAGCCCUUAAAGCUUUCAAUGAUCUGAAGUUUAAGUUAACCAAGGAAGUGGAGAAGUGGGAAACUGAAUACUGGGAAAAACUAAUCAAGAAUGAAUAAGGCCUUCUCAUUAGUCUGUCGGUUUCCUUACUAAUUUUUUGUUAGUUUGGAUCUUUAUAUGUACACUCAGGAAGUAACAAAUUUAGUGAAAAUGACUUUAGUCAGCCAAU
This is a messenger RNA of Coffea arabica (coffee), 1856 nucleotides long. RefSeq lists its product as uncharacterized. Lineage: Eukaryota; Viridiplantae; Streptophyta; Magnoliopsida; Gentianales; Rubiaceae. The record is from RefSeq and is a predicted model, not a curated record.